This is a messenger RNA of Homalodisca vitripennis (glassy-winged sharpshooter), 1611 nucleotides long. RefSeq names its product cytochrome c1, heme protein, mitochondrial (gene Cyt-c1). The coding region runs from base 237 to 1166 and encodes 309 amino acids. Lineage: Eukaryota; Metazoa; Arthropoda; Insecta; Hemiptera; Cicadellidae. The transcript has 8 exons. Gene Ontology annotation, biological process: mitochondrial electron transport, ubiquinol to cytochrome c. The record is from RefSeq and is a predicted model, not a curated record. Gene Ontology annotation, molecular function: heme binding; electron transfer activity.
CCUCAAGGUGUCCUACAAAAUUCUGCUAGAACGACGUAGGUCAAUAUCUAUUUUAUUGUCGUGUUUAUUUGGCCCUUUUUUACCGUGAUCUUCAAUUUUAACUAGGUAAAACGCAUUUUAAUCUGUGUCAAACCGUUUAAUGCAGCACGACAGUUUUGUUUUCUAAGCACAUGAAAAUUCUGAUAACCCGAAGGUUUCCUUGAUUUUGAUCUACUCAGCACCCUCACCCUUCUACCAUGAUGGCUGCCACAGUGGGAAGGAUUUGUAGAACGGGUCUUUUAAAACAUAAACCAUCUCACCUACCAAUUCAGAUUUCUUCAUUUUCCACUGCUAGAGGAUGGUCCAGAGGACGCAAAGCUUUCUACGCAACGUGUGGGGUGGUGGCAGGAGGUGCUGGGGCUCUACUGUUUGCGCUCGACCAAUCUGUCAAGGCCACAGACCUGGAGCUCCAUCCUCCAAAGAACCCUUGGAAUCACAAGGGCUACUUUGACUCGUUAGAUCAUGCGAGUAUCCGGCGAGGAUAUGAGGUGUACAAACAGGUCUGCGCCGCUUGCCACAGUCUGAGGUACAUUGCAUACCGAAAUCUCAUCGGUGUGUCACACACGGAGGAGGAGGCCAAGGCGGAAGCAGAAGACCAAUUGAUUCUGGAUGGUCCCGAUGAUACUGGCAACAUGUUCAAGCGGCCAGGCAAGUUGUCGGACUACUUCCCCAGUCCCUACCCCAACGAAGAGGCAGCUAGGGCUGCCAACAACGGAGCCUAUCCCCCUGACCUCAGCUACAUCACUUCAGCGCGACACGGUGGUGAGGACUAUAUAUUUGCCCUGUUGACGGGAUACUGCGAUCCACCAGCUGGUAUUGUACUGAGGGAGGGACAAUACUACAACCCUUACUUCCCUGGCGGUGCUAUCGGUAUGGCCCAGGCUCUUUACAAUGAGAUUAUAGAAUACUCAGAUGGGACUCCAGCUACUCAGAGUCAGCUGGCCAAGGAUGUGAGUACGUUCCUCAAAUGGACUGCUGAGCCGGAACACGAUACUAGGAAAAAGAUGUUUAUCAAGGUUUUGUUGAUUGGUGGUAUCCUGAUCGCCAUGACAACAUACUGGAAGAGGCAUAAAUGGAUUACAAUUAAGACAAGGAAAGUUUUCUACAAGCCUCCCACGGAGAAGUAGAGCGACACGCUGUAGUUCAGUUAACGUUAAAACUGUCCUAGUUUAUUACAAAAUAAAGGAAAAUGCGAUAUUAGUUGCUACUCAAAACUUACCAAUGAUUGUAUUUACAGUUGUAAAUAAAACCUUUAUGCCGGAACAUUGUGGAGUGAUUCUACUGCCAUUACCUGUAAAACACACUACCGUUUGCUUUUAUUUAUUCUUGCACUUCAUCUUAUUGGCUGAUACUCAAAAAGCAUUUGUGACAUUUGAGCUGUAUGUGUAAUAAUGUAAUGUUUACAAUAGACUUAAUUAAUAUUUUAUAUAGGUUUCUGUUGUAUUAUCAAUUUUAUGAUACAUACACGAUUGUACAGUUAAAAAUAUUGUUAUAAAUAUGUACCUUUCUGUUGUUUUCGGUUGUUCUGAUAAUUGUGAAUUUGUUAAUGUUAAUAAAUUAUGUGAAGACCGA